This is a messenger RNA of Loxodonta africana (African savanna elephant), 8352 nucleotides long. RefSeq names its product RNA binding motif protein 20 (gene RBM20). Bases 12 to 3530 code for a protein of 1172 amino acids. Gene Ontology annotation, biological process: regulation of RNA splicing. Gene Ontology annotation, cellular component: nucleus. The record is from RefSeq and is a predicted model, not a curated record. Lineage: Eukaryota; Metazoa; Chordata; Mammalia; Proboscidea; Elephantidae. Gene Ontology annotation, molecular function: zinc ion binding; mRNA binding. The transcript has 13 exons.
UGUCCCCCUUGAUGAGAAUCAGUUGUGCAUCUGGACCUUUGUCUCCCCACAGUGCCGCCAAGCUCCUGGACAAGAACCCGUUCUCGGUCAGUAACACAAACCCUCUGCUUCCAUCGCCUGCCAGUCUCCAACUGGCUCAGCUGCAAGCCCAGCUCACCCUCCACCGGUUGAAGUUGGCACAGACAGCUGUCACCAACAACACUGCGGCUGCCACGGUCCUGAACCAAGUCCUCUCAAAAGUGGCCAUGUCCCAGCCCCUGUUCAACCAGCUGAGGCAUCCUUCUGUCAUCAGCACCCCGCAUGGCCAUACUGGGGUGCCCCAACAUGCUGCCACCAUGCCCAGUGCCCGGUUUCCCUCUAACGCAAUUGCCUUCUCACCCCCUGGCCAGACACGAGGCCCGGGACCCUCCAUGAGCCUUCCCAGCCAGCCCCCCAGUACCGUGGUGAUGCAUCCUUUCAGUGGUGUCAUGCCACAGACCCCUGCCCAGCCAGCUGUCCUCUUGGGUAUUGGCAAGUCUGGGCCCACUCCUGCUACUGCAGGAUUCUACGAGUAUGGCAAAGCCAACUCUGGCCAGGCACAUGGGUCAGAAACAGACGGUCAGCACAGCUUCCUGCCAGCCUCAGCCUCUACCUCGGGCAGUGUGAACUACGAAGGACAUUAUAGUCACCCAGGACAAGAUGGUCAAACUGCCUUUCCUAAAGACUUCUACGGACCCAACGCCCAAGGAUUGCAUAUGGCAGGUGGUUUUCUGGUUGAACAGGCCGGGGGCAUGAAAGGUGAGGUGGGCCCACUGCUGCAGGGAACAAACAGCCAGUGGGAGAGCCCCCACGGAUUCUCUGGCCAAAGCAAGCCUGAUCUUACAACAAGCCCCAACCUGUGGCCUCCAGCCCUCAGCCAACCCUAUGAGCUGUAUGACCCGGAGGAGCCCACCCCAGACAGGACCCCUCCUUCCUUCGGGGGCCGGCUUACCAACAACAAGCAGGGUUUCGGUGGCGCCCGGCGGCGGGCCACGGAGGAGCAGGCGGUACUGUCUGCACGGCCCCUGCAGGCUCAUGAGCUGAAUGACUUUCACGGUGUGCCCCCCCUCCACCUGCCACACACCUGUAGCAUCUGCGACAAGAAGGUGUUUGAUUUGAAGGACUGGGAGCUACAUGUGAAAGGGAAACUGCACGCUCAGAAAUGCCUGGUCUUCUCUGAAAACGCUGGUGUCCGGUGUGUACUCAGCUCGGCAGAGGGGACGCUAUGCGCCUCUCCCAACAGCACAGCUGUUUACAGCUCCGCUGGGAACGAAGACUAUGCCUCAAAUCUUGGAACAUCGUAUUCGGCCAUUCCAGCAAGAUCAUUUCCUUCAGCUUCCCCAGGGACGAAUUUCACACAGCGGAAAGCGGGUGCUGGACGUGUAGUGCACAUCUGCAACCUCCCGGAAGGAAGCUGCACCGAGAACGACGUCAUUAACCUGGGGCUGCCCUUUGGGAAGGUCACUAAUUACAUCCUCAUGAAGUCCACUAAUCAGGCUUUUUUAGAGAUGGCUUACACAGAAGCUGCCCAGGCCAUGGUCCAGUAUUACCAAGAAAAAUCUGCUGUGAUCAAUGGUGAGAAACUGCUCAUUCGGAUGUCCAAGAGAUAUAAAGAAUUGCAACUGAAGAAACCAGGGAAAACCGUGGCUGCCAUCAUCCAGGACAUCCAUUCCCAGAGGGAGAGGGACAUGUUCCGGGAAGCAGACAGAUAUGGCCCAGAAAGGCCACGCUCCCGUAGUCCAGUCAGCCGCUCGCUCUCCCCAAGGUCCCACACUCCCAGCUUCACCUCCUGCAGCUCUUCCCACAGUCCUCCGGUCCCCUCCCGGGCUGACUGGGGCAACGGCAGGGACUCGUGGGAGCACUCUCCCUAUGCCAGGAGAGAGGAAGAGCGAGACCCGGCCCCCUGGAGGGAGAACGGGGAGGACAAGAGGGACCGAACAGACCUGUGGGUACAUGAUCGCAAACACUACCCCCGCCAACUGGACAAAGCGGAGUUAGAUGAGCGAAUCGAAGGAGGGAGGGGCCACCGAGAAAAGUACCUGAGGUCUGGGUCUCCCAAUCUGCUCCAUUCUGUGUCCAGCUACAAAAGCCGGGAAGACGGCUACUACUGGAAGGAGCCCAAAGCCAAGUUGGACAAGUACCUAAAGCAACAGCAGGAUACUCCCGGGAGGUCCAGGAGGAAGGACGAGGCCAGGCUGCGGGAGAGCAGACACCCUCACCCGGAAGACUCGGGCAAGGAAGAUGGGCUGGAGGUGAAGGUCAUGAGGGCCCCUGAGAGAGCCAAGGCGAAGCAGAGUGAGAAAAAUAAGACCAAGAGACCUGAUAGAGACCAAGAAGGAGCUGAUGAUAGAAAAGAAGGCAAAAUGCCAGAGAAUGAGGCUGGAAAAGAACAGGAGGGCAUGGAAGAAAGCCCCCAAUCUGUGGACAGGCAGGACAAGGAAACAGAGUCCUUUGAUCCAGAAAACACAAGGAAAAAGAAGGAGCAAGAUUGGGACAGCGGAAGUGAGGCAGAGGGGGAGGCCUGGUAUCCCACUAACAUGGAGGAGCUGGUCACAGUGGAUGAGGUGGGAGAAGAAGAAGAUUUUAUCAUGGAACCAGACAUCCCAGAGCUGGAAGAAAUUGUGCCCAUGGACCAGAAAGAUAAAACCUGCCCAGAAAUAUGCCCCUGUGGGACGACCGCCUUAGACCUGGACUUAGCUAAGGAUUUCACCAAAGAGGGAGUCAAAGCCAUGGGCAAUGGGAUUCCGGAAAUCAGCCUGGAGUUGGUCAAGGAACUGCCUUUUACUGCCGGGAGCUGUCCCAGUGACAUGGACGUGGAAGCGCCAGGCCUAAAUCGGGAUGCUGAGCAGAAGCCAGCUGAAUGUGAAAUAGGCCACUCACUACUGUUGGCUUCAGAUUGCCACGAGAAGGAAGCAAAGGAAGAGGAGAGUGCAGACGUUUGUCUGGACCCUGCAGUCCAGCAAAUGUCUUCCCCUCAGUCAGCAGAGGAGAGGGCCCAGCAACCUAGCCCAGUUCUCGAAGACAGCAAGGCCAGGGGGACCCCCGAAGAUGGGCCUUGUGAAGGCAGCCCCCUGGAGGAAAAAGCCAGCUCUCCCACCGAAACCGACCUCCAAAGCCAGGCUUGCCAAGGAGUGUUGACCCAGGAAAACUCCAGGUACACGGAAAUGAAAUCCCUGGACACAAGGUCACCAGAAUAUGCUGAAGUGGAGCUGAAACAGCCCCUUUCUUUGCCUUCCUGGGAACCAGAGGAUGUGUUCAGUGAACUUAGCAUUCCUCUAGGGGUGGAGUUCGUGGUGCCCAGGACUGGGUUUUAUUGCAAGCUGUGUGGGCUGUUCUACACGAGUGAGGAGAUGGCGAAGAUGAGCCACUGUCGCAGUGCUGUCCACUACAGGAACUUACAGAAAUACUUGUCCCAGCUGGCUGAGGAAGGCCUGAAGGAGGCGGAGGGGGCGGGCAGCCCCAGGCUGGAGGACAGCGGAAUCGUGCCGUGCUUUGAGAGAAAAAAGCUCUGACACUGCCGCCGUUGCUGCUGUGCUGCUGUGCUGCUGUGCUGCUGCUGGAAGGUGGGAGGGGAGGGCCUGCUGAGGUGGGGUGUUCCUGGCUUCCCUCCAGGACAGGAACUGAAGCGAGGGAGGAAGGAAAACGCAGGCAGGGCGCGUUGUUGGGUUUGUUCUCAGAGACUCAUUAAAACGCCCCUCCAGUGUCUCCAGGGGCCAGGUCACCCUGGCACGUCCAGCCCACUGAGGGCAAUAGGCUGCCUUCUUGCUGUCUCGUUUCUCUCACACAAUCUUUCAAUUAACUUUUCUCUCGUCUUUGUGCUCCCUCCCUCUCUCCCUCCUUUUGUGCCAAGGGUCAUUUCCUCUUCAUAAAAUCCAACUUCUCAGGGAUUUUCACAUCCUAUCAAAUUCUUGAUAGGAUGUAACAGUUCAUCCAGACUGAGUCAUCCAAGGAGAAGAUUUAGUGGAAACUCCCGGGUAAAGAGAGCCAUUGCCGUGAUCUGUGGUUUCUCUGCCUGGCACCCUUUGUAUGCGAGAGCUAAGUCAGGGUCCUGCAGUCCAGGAGAAGGGGCACCAGGGUAACCAGUUGGCCAAAGCUCGUCCUGCAGCUGAACCGCCUUUUUGGAAAGCCCUUGUUUUAGAUAACUCUUUCAUCCUCUCAGUUAUUCUGGAAGUCCACCUGAUUCUUGCCUUAAGUAAAAUUAAACUAAUUUUAAGGAGAGGGAAAGAGCCUUUCAUUUUGGAAGCUCUGAUAAGUUCCCUCUGAUAAGUUCCCCCAUGGAAAUCUUGAUUUCAGAAAAUGUGCGGGCUGGUUCUAUUCUGGACAACAAAUUUGGCAUUAAAAAAAAUAGAGUUACUUUAAUUAAAAAUGAAAACAAGCUUCUUCUCCCUCCAGCUAAAACAGCAGUUGGUAGUCUUAGGUCGGAUGUUGGCCUCUCUGUAAUGCCUGACAUUGGCUCAAGAAACAUAAAAAUGAGGAAAUGGCAUCUGACCUUGCCUCACUUUUGGUGCCUGUGCUCUGGGGAACAAGAGUCUCACCAUGAUACGAGGGUGGGAGCUGAGGAGAGAGAAAGCUGCAGGACUGAAGAGUGACAUUUGAGGUUUUUGGAGUGUUUGUUUCCAACUUGACAGAGACCCUUGAAGGCUCCUCAAGGUCGAACAUAUGUGUAGAAUUUGAUGCCAAAGUGUUAUGAAGGUCAGGCCCUUUAUUCCCAACGUGUGUUUCUGAUAUGGGAGGUCAGUGUUUUCAGGCCCCAGAUGGACUGCAGGUCUAGUGUGAUGUUCCACUGGAAAAGUUUUGGGACAAAGGUGCUUAGAAAAUUAAGCUUGGCAACAGUCUUUGAGGAGACCUCAGGAAGGUCAGCAGGGAACCUGGUGCUGUUUUCACAAGUCAAAUACUCCCCUGAAGGCACUCAGCCUGAAAAACAAGUGAAAAACAAAACAAGGAAGAUGUGUCACUCCCCUGAGCGGUUCCUGUUAUUUCUGUUUCUACCGCAGGCAGGUAUACUGGAAAGGGAUUUUUUUUUCUUUUUAUGGUGGGUAGGAGUAUACUGUACAUUCUGUCCUGUGAACUAAUGGAAGAAAAGUGGAAAGAUUAUCUAGUUCAACACUGACGUUUUUAUCAGUGAGGAAACUGAGGCACUGAAAGUCAAGAAAGGUAGACCAUAAAAUGAUUGUGUGUAAACCUUGAGGCAAAUGGUAACCGGUGAGGGGAGAAUUACUGGGAACCUGUGAGAGAGAAGACUUAAGGCAAAUACCAGAGGAAAGCAGAACAGUUUGGACAUGUGUGAGGAGAGGUUUGGGGUCCUUGGGAAGGUUGGUAACUCAAAUAGAGUGAGGCCUGAAGAUUGUGGCUCAGCCUGGACCUGUUCCCUGACUGGCUCCACAGGUUUUAACUGGUAUCUGGACCCCAGUUUCUCAGAAGACCUUUGACCCCAUGUGUCUUUCUUCCCGCUGGAGGGAAGUCUGGGGGCAGCUCUGGCCUCCUCACUGAAUCUUGCUGAGGAAAGCCCAUAGCCUCCAUCAGAAGCUGGAACUGUACACUUUCAGAAAGGCUGGGAGCCUCAUCCCCCAGCAAAGUGGGAGCGGACCUCACCAGCUCGCACCCCCCCGCCCCACCCAGUGGCGUUUCCAUGGAAAUCCUGACAGCCUUUCAUACAGCUGCAUUCUUCAGUCAUGUAAAGUCCUCCUUGUUGUAGACCUGACCUUCUCCAUAUUAGAAAGCUGGAGAGAGCCCCUGGGAGGGAGGGAGGACAGGCUCUGCAUUCAGUCAGAAUCUUCAGUUUUAAAAUCAUCUAAGAUUCUCUACUUGUGUAUAUAUAUUUAUUUUUAUUUAUUUUUAUACAAUUCCAUUGGCAUGGUCCUCCAACGAGUAUAUAAUUUGCACUUUUUAUUCCUCUGUGUCACACAUAAUGCAGUAUUUAAGGCAACCAGGAAAAUAUUGAUUUUUUUUUUUUUUAAAGCUUUUCCUUCAGUGUUUGUCAACCAUUUCAAAGUGUCUCUCCUAAAAGGUUACAUAAGAGCAGUUGUUACCUUGAGCAACAGACUCAUUUGUACCCUGGGUUAAUAUAACAAAAGGCCUGUGUAAUUUUCGUUGUAAACAACCGAAAGAAAGUAUGUCAACAGUAUUCCCAAAGAAUUUGGUUAAUUUGAUGUUGGUGUGAGCAGCAGCCAUUAGUAUUAAAGUUUCCCAUUCUUGGACAGUCUGAGGCUGUGAUCUGUUAGUUUAUACUUGAACUGGACCAGAGUUUGUUUUUUGAGCUUAUGACAAAAAGAAAAACACUAGUUAAUUUAAGUUUGAGUUUGUAAAGUAUUUGAAUUUGUUGGUUGUCCCCCUAUAAAAUUGUCACCACUUUUCCUGAUCUGCAUAACUGACCGCAAAGUGUUUGUUUUUACAAAAGGAAAAUAAAAAGAUUUUUAAUAAAGACAAUUUGAAAGCUUGUGGUUGUAUGGCUGUGUGUUAUGCAGGGAGUUGGCUGGGGGAUGUCACUGAAGACAGGUUGGGAUUUCGUCCUUCUAUGAAUCUAGAUGUUUCUAAAGGUUUUAAUACCCACUGACGUUGAGUGGAUUCCGACUCAUAUCGACCCUACAGGACAGAGUAGAACUGCCCCAUAGAGUUUCCAAGAAGUGCCUGGUGGAUUCAAACUGCCGACCUCUUGGGUAGCACCCGCAGCACUUAACCACUACGCCACCAGGGUUUCCAAAGGGUUUAAUAGGGGGAACAAAACAGCUUCUGCUUACAGCUUGGUUGGACUACCAGGGAGAAUCAGAGAUUCUCAGGGGUGAGCCUUCACAGUGUUGGGUCUUAAGGAAGUGGGGAGCUGCUGACCCAUCUGGAGGCUCAGGAGAGAAAAAUCUCAUGACCUCUUUAAAAACUCCUAGCUUUUUUGCUACAGUGAUAGUUCAGUGGUAGAAUUCUUGCCUUCCAUGCAAGAGACCUGGUUCAACUCCUGGCCAAUGUACCUCGUACACAGCCACCACCCAUCUGUCAGUGGAGGCUUGUGUGUUGCUUUGAUGCUGAACAGGUUAUUAGCAGAACUUCCAGACUAAGACAGACUAGGAAGAAAGACCUGGAAAUCUGCUUGCCAAAAUCAGCCAGUGGAAACCCAUGGAUCACAAUGGCUUGAUCUGCAACCGAUCAUGGGGUGAUGCAGAACUGGGCAGCAUUUUGUUCUGUCGUGCAUAGGGUUGGGCUGAUUUGCUGGCAGCUAAAAAGAAGAAGCCUUGGUACCUUGUGCUCACCAGUUUUCCUAGUGACUGAACUCAGACUGUCCUGCACCAGGCCAUUUCUGGUGGUUUCAUCCCCAGUGAAGAUGAAAACUUUGUAGUCAUUGCCAUGGUGGAAAUACAGGGCCCAAGCUGACUUGAGUCCUGGCCCUGGCACCUGUUAGCCCUAUGACUUCCUAAGUCUCUACUUCCUCUGAGUAAUGAUAUUAAUCACUUCCCAGGGUUGUUUCAAGGUUAAGGUAAUUGCUGGUGAAGGCACUUAGUCUGUUGUAAAGCACUGAAUCUUUUUUGUUUUUGCAAUCUGUGCUCUGGACAACAACCCUCCAAAUUUCAGUGGCUCUUAAGUUCUUAACCAUUUCUUGUACCAAAACAAGGCCCAUCUCCUGGACCCAGUUGACUGGUCCUUUGAGUGGCCUGAAACCUUCUGUGGAUGCUUCCUUCUUUUUUGCAGUGCUCCUAAGUCAAUGGGGAGGGGUCAGGCAGCCUAAGUCCAGAGGGCAAAAUGUGCAGGGAGGCUAUAAUUACUGGGAGCAGAUUGUAGAUCUGAGUAAAGUUCCUGUGUACCUGUUGCUGUUGCUCCCUCCCUCCCUGACCUACAUGGCCAUCCUUGGGCUGAGCUCAGGCCUCUUGUUCUUAACCAUGAGGGAUGGGGAACAUCCUUCCCUGCACUGCUGGCUCUGCCCCAGCUGCCUAAAGCAGUGAGUGGGCCUCAAGCUCGUCCUGCUGCCCUAAGAUCAGGAACUAGGCUGCCUGGGGGUGCCCCUGGUGCCUGGUCCCAGCAUGUUGUUCCACGCUGCACAACUCUUGGAGAUACCGUCCACGUUGUAUUCUCUAAGAUGGUACCUCUUAGAGUUGUGCAAUGCCAUCACCUGCCAGGGAGUCCCCUAAGUUGCAGCUGGCCCCCCAUGUCUGGGUAUCCACUGGUUUUCAUUUGUUCUCUGGUGUUCCUGUAGGACCUAGAGUCUGGUUCUGAGCCUGAGCCCUGACAAUCAGACCCACUCUCUGUGCCUACCCCUUCCCCCAGGGAUCAGCCCCGAGCUGCCUGUGGCCUGACUGACGUGCCGAGACACUGGUACUCUCCACACAAUCCUCUGUGAGGCCAGGCCACUGG